AUGGGCCGGCGUGCCAAGGGCUGGUAUCCUAACCAGUUCAACGAUCGCCGUGAACAACAAGAACGGCGCCCGAUUGCUGCCGCUCCGAGCAGCAUGGACCUUGCAGACGAGUAUCCCACGUCGGCAACUGCACCGCCGUCGAGCUCAACCAACCUGGGCAUGUCGACUUCACUACCCAUCCGUUCCCGGGGUGCAACACCAGGCCCUUCGAGAGUUUCCAGGGCCAGGCGCAACAGGUCCAGAGCCAAUAGGACCAGGUCCAACGAGAAUCUUUGCAUGCGCAUCCUUGGGCCAGAUCAGACUGAGGCGGUUGCGCGAGUCCUUCUAGUCGACCACAUGAAGUACAUAGGAAUCAGUGAAGAGUUUGUCACUCGCCACGGCAUAUUCUCCAUUGAGCUCCGCGAGGAUAAGAAAAAGUACUUUGCUGAAGGGCCAGACUCAACGGGCAUACUGCAUGCGGAAUCUUCUGCCGAUAUCACGAUCCUCCAUCACAGUAGGGAUGGGAGCAAGACCACUCUCAAGCGCGCUCUUGUCUUCAGGCCGGAGACUUUGGGACAGCCCAGCCACGAUGUCAGGGUCCCCAGGAGGAUGAGACACCUCUGCGAGCCUAUGAUCGAGGAUGUCUUUGGACUUGAAGUCGCAACCCUCAGCGACCCAGGAGACUUCAGCUCUCUUUUGGGACCUCAACAGCAUCCCUGUGUAUCAGGGGGCGACGCUUGUCGUUCAUGCUUCGACCAUGCAAUGCUAGCCUCGAGCAUUGACUUACCCUAUCCACCAGGACAACACAGCCUACCUCAUGGUGGAUAUAGUCCAACACCAGCCACCUCCGACUCGUCUCUGACUAUGUCAUCCUAUCAACCGCCGCCUGGCGCUGGCGACGGCCGAUGGGACUAUGAGAUGCAGCCGACAAGCCAGCAGCCCUGGGACAAUAGCCAAGGGAACUAUGGGAUGCAGUCGACGAACCAAUGGCCAUAUGACGAUGGUCAAGGGAACGAUGGGACGCAGUCAUCAAGCCAAUGGUUCUGGGGUCCCUCUUCCAACAUGUGA
Molecule: messenger RNA, 1047 nt
Organism: Fusarium falciforme
Lineage: Eukaryota; Fungi; Ascomycota; Sordariomycetes; Hypocreales; Nectriaceae
Exons: 2
Coding region: 1-1047 (348 amino acids)
Source: RefSeq, a predicted model, not a curated record